Archocentrus centrarchus (flier cichlid) is the source of this 3047-nucleotide messenger RNA. RefSeq names its product interferon-induced protein with tetratricopeptide repeats 5-like. The transcript has 10 exons. Lineage: Eukaryota; Metazoa; Chordata; Actinopteri; Cichliformes; Cichlidae. Gene Ontology annotation, cellular component: cytosol. The coding region runs from base 219 to 1670 and encodes 483 amino acids. The record is from RefSeq and is a predicted model, not a curated record. Gene Ontology annotation, molecular function: protein binding. Gene Ontology annotation, biological process: defense response to virus.
AGAGGAGAGGAGAGGAGAGGAGAGGAGAGGAUGAUGGACACUAGGAAAUGAGGCGUGUCUCCAGAGUUUUUUCUUUCACAUGACUUCAGCGGGGGCCAUGACAUCUCAGAGCGGCACGGAGUCCAAAGGUCUAUCAGUCAAAGCUAGCUGCAUACAGGCUUCAUCUUCAUCAUCUGUUUGUUCUCGCUGAGGAGGAGGAGGUCUCUAUUUACCGAAACAUGAGUGAAGGUAGCAGUGCUCUGCUCAGCAGGCUGCAGCAGCUGCAGUGUCACUUCACCUGGGACCUGAAGAAGGAGUCUGUAGACCUGGAAGACCUGAGCACCCGACUGCAGAAUGACAUACAGCUUCAGCUGGGGAAGCCGGGCGCAGUCGCUCAUUCAUACAAUUUCUUGGCUUAUGUCAGGUACCUUCAGGAUCAACAAGAGGAAGCAUUGUCACAUUUAAACCAAUCAGAGGAGACCAUCACUGAGAGGUAUGCUGAUGAGAGUGAGAGACGCCUCAUCGUAACAUAUGGAGAUAUGGCCUGGCUGAAAUACCACACUGGAGACUACACACAGUCACAAAGCUACUGCCAGAGAGUCGAGGACCAACUGUUGAAGUAUACCACUGGUUCUUCAACAAGUCUCCUUCCAGAGGUGUAUGGAGAAAAAGCCUGGACGUACCUCAAGUUUUCAAGGUCUUCUCUCUCAAAAGCCAUCGACUGUUUCCGUAAAGCACUUGAGGUCCAGACUCGUGACAGCGAGUGGAACGCUGGCUAUGCUAUCGCCCUCUUUCGCACAGAACUGAGGCAUUUAGAAAACUUAGAAAAGGGUGAGGAAUCUCCAGCCAUCAAACAACUUCGCUUCGCCCUGGAGGUCAACCCUGAUGAUGCCGUUCUGCAGGCCAUGCUGGCUGUGAAGCUGGUUGUCUAUAAGAAAUUCCACGAGGCGAAGGAUCUGGUGAAGAAAGCACUAGAAACUGAUCCUGACAACCCUCAUGUCAUCCGCUACAUAGGAAAAUACUUUCGUAUGCUGGAUCAACUGGAUGAGUCUAUUGAUAUGUUGGAGCGAGCGUUGAAAAGGGCCGAUCAGUCACCUUUCAUCCACCACCAGCUGGCUCUGUGCUACAAAAGGAAGAAAAUUGCCGAGCAGAGCCACAAACCUUUCAGCAACCAAAGAGAGGUGCGGUACUGGAGGCGUAUUUGUAUUCGUCACCUUGAAGAGGCUGUAAAGAUAAGGCCGUCCUUUGUCCUUGCAUCGACUGAUCUGGCACUGCUGUAUGCAGAGGAAAGAGAUAUAAGGAGGGCUGAGAAUAUUUUCCUGCAGUGCUUGCAGAAGUUUCCAGAGUUUGAGGAAAGUCUUUGUCAGACUUUCCAUCAGCGCUACGCUGACUUUCAUCUCUAUCACAAAAAAAAUGAAGUUGAAGCCAUCGCCCACUACACCAAGGGGCUGCUGGUAGCACUAAAAACAGAAGCGAGGAGACUGUGCAGUAAGAGACUGAAGCAAAUCGCUGAGAGACGUCUGUCAAAGAACCGGGAUGAUGGCGAGGCUCACGCUUUGCUGGGUCAGGUGGCCAAAGCUGAGGGCAACAAGAAGAAAGCUGCAGAGUUUUAUGAGAAAGCUCUGGACUGUGACGUGGACAAUGCAGAGUACCUGUCUGCGCUGUGUGAGCUGCGCAUGGAGCUGCAGUGACGAGAACAUCAACCUUUGAGACUUUUAUGACUUUUAAGACUUAUAUUCAUCACUGUAGCACUUGUGAUUUUAUCAGAAAAAUUAUUAUUUAGUUAGAACAGAAAUUCUGCAGGGUCAGGGUUAAGAAAACUUUAGUGAACACUAGUGAUGUGUGCUUCUGUGUCGAGGCUUCGAAGCAUGUAUCGAGGAAUUGAGGGAGACCUUUGUGAAGCGCGUAUCGAGGCUUCUGUUGGUGACGUUCGAAGCCUCGCAAGCCGGCCGUACCACAUGACUGAUUCAGGAAAUGAUUUGCGGGUUCGGCGUGCGAUUCGAAAUCUGAGGGGCAGCGAAACGCGAUGGAUCCCCCCUCACAGUGUGUGGUAUUGGGGACUAUUGCAUGUUGGUUUGCAGUCUGUUUGAGCUGUUUCUUUUUUGGUGAUGGAACCAGCCAGAAAGAGGAGAUUUUCCCUGUCUGGGAACAUUUUGAGCUGAUCUCUCCUGAUAAGGUGUGCGCAUAGUAAUAAAUUAUGACCCCAGCUUCCCCUGUGAAAGGGUAUUUUCUAAAGCGGGCAAAGUCAUUUCCAACAAAAGAAACCAGCUGAAGCCCAGCACUGUGGCAAAGCUGUUAUUUCUAAAUAAAAGCAAAUAAAUAACACAGUGGUGAGCACAGUUACAAACCAAGUAACACAAUCACAUUCACAUCACAACUCUCCCCAAUUUAUUUCCACUUUCCCUCUUGACCCCAGCAUUGUAUCAUAAAGACAGACACCAUAUUAGUUAGUUCAGUAUUUAUUUAUUAGCAUCACAAAAAUCAUUUAUUCUGUUCAGAGCUUCACGCACCAAAGCCUUGGUGUAAUUAUAAUCAGUCUGCCUGUUUUACAUUGACUGCCCUCUUGAUGGCGCAGUAGAGUGUUUUAUUUAGAGUUUUAUUCUACUUAGCAACACGGUGCAGUGACAUGUAGCCACCCUCCUUAGACAGAGAUGUACACGUUUUGGCAAAACCUUCAAGGAUAAGAUAAAUGUAUUUUUCUCGGAGACCGGGAAGGCCAUAAAUAAAAUAAACAUAUCUCCCAAAGACCGUGAAGUCAACCUGGAGUCCAUUGGUCCACUAUUCGUCUGCUCUCUAUCUAAUUUAAUUAUUUAUUUAAUUGCCUAUUAUUUGCUUCAGCCACUACUUAUUGAUUUCUUUAUAUAACGCUUUAUACAACACGUUUGCAUUUACCCAUUCUGCCUGAUUGUUGGGUUCUCUCUGGAUUAUUGUCCGGUCUUUACCUUUACCUUACAAUAUAAAGCACCUCGAGGCGACUGUUGCUGUGAUUUGGUGCCAUAUUAAUAAAAUUGAAUUGAACUGUUCAGGUGUAUCCAGGCCUCCUGAUGCACGUAUAUCUCAGAAAACAU